AUGACUGGUUUUCUUAACGGUAUAAUACAAUUACCGAUAAUCAAUAUUACUGAUAGUGGAGUAGAUUUUGUAUGUCCUGGUACUGGUCCUACUAGCAGUUUAAGAGAAUACACCAGCUUUUUUUCUCAAGUAGGGACGUUCAUCCCUAUCGCAGGUCUUCUUUUUACUAUAGCUGUUUAUGGUGCAAAAUCUGUAUUUGGAAUUAUGACUACCUGCUUGAUUGAUGACAUUGUUAUUGCUACAACUUCUUUUGCACCAAUUUUUUGGUGGUACACUUUUGCCAAACCAUUAUGGUUUUAUGGAAUAAUACAUGAAAUCCAAGGGGAUCUAAUUUACGACAAAGAUCUUAUCAAUUCAAUAACUAUUGAUUUUUGGGGCAAUUGUCAGGUUUCAUUUUCAUCAAUGUCGGAAUGA
Messenger RNA from Entrophospora sp. SA101, 414 nucleotides. Lineage: Eukaryota; Fungi; Glomeromycota; Glomeromycetes; Entrophosporales; Entrophosporaceae. The record is from the annotation of a GenBank genome assembly.